Molecule: messenger RNA, 2265 nt
Organism: Sinocyclocheilus rhinocerous
Lineage: Eukaryota; Metazoa; Chordata; Actinopteri; Cypriniformes; Cyprinidae
Product: collagen alpha-3(VI) chain-like
Exons: 4
Coding region: 88-2265 (725 amino acids)
Source: RefSeq, a predicted model, not a curated record
GUUGUUCAGUACAGUCGGGAUCCCACAGCUAAUUUUUAUCUCAGCUCAUACUCAACCAAAAAAGAGGUACUUAAUUCCAUACGAUCUAUGAGGCACAAAAGUGGAAGGCCACUGAAUACUGGAGCUGCUCUACUGUUUAUUAAAGAAAAUAUUUUUACACAAUCCUCUGGAAGCAGACGUCAUGAGGGUGUACCUCAGAUUCUGUACUUAUUUAGCGGUGGUAGAUCUGGUGAUGAUGUCAGAACCAUUUCACAAAGUUUAAGAGAAAACAACAUAAAAGUCAUUACAAUUGGCACAAGUAAUUCUGAUACACUUGAGUUACAGACAAUGUCUACAACACCAGCGUAUGCUUUCUCUGUUCCUGACUUCACCUCCAUCAACAGCAUUGUCCAAAGAGUUGCCUCUGUUUUGACAAGUGGUGAUGAAAUUCCUGAGCAAUUUCCAACUCCUGGGGGCCAGACUUUGGAUGCAGGAAGAAAUAUUGUGUUUCUUAUUGAUGGAUCAGAUGAUGCUAGUGAUAGAUUCACAGCUAUACGAGAAUUUGUGGCCAGUUUGGCAGAGACAUUUGAUGUUGGUAAAGAAAAAGAUCAAAUUGCUGUUGUGCAGUUCAGUAAUACUGCAGCAAUAAGCUUUAAUCUCAGUACAUACUCAUCCACUUCUGAGGUGGCAGAUGCUGUACGCAACCUCAAACCAAAAGGGGGAAGGCCGCAAUAUAUUGGCCAGGCUUUGCAGUUUGUUAGAGACAGUAUUUUUACCCCAAGUGUUAGAAGUCAGCAAAUAGGCCGUGUUAGCCAAAAUCUUGUGCUUGUGGCUGGUGGCAGAUCAAGAGAUUCUCCUCGUGGACCAGCUAACGCACUAAAGAGUAUGGGAGUAGCCAUUUUUGCCAUUGGGUCAAGGCUGACAGAUCCUAUUGAAAUGGAAGCCAUUUCUUCGAAGACAGAUUAUGCCAUUGCGGUUUCUGAUUUUCAUGAUUUAAAAAAUUUACACCAAAGCCUCAUGACAAAACUUAUGGGUGAAAGGCAAAAAGGAGACAGAGAAAUUGAUGGCACAGGAUUUAAAAGGGAUAUUGCUUUUCUUGUGGAUGGUUCGGACAGUACAAGAAGAGGAUUUCCAGAAAUACGUGAUUUUCUGUACAAUAUUAUCACACAUCUCAAUGCGGGUAUUAAUAAUGAUAGAAUCUCAAUAAUUCAAUACAGCAAUGUGCCUGUAGCAAAUUUUUAUUUGAAUUCAUUCUUAAGAAAGGAAGAUGUAUUGAAUGCAGUAAAAGUGCUUAGCCAUAAAGGUGGAAGGCCCUUAAAUACAGGCUCUGCCCUUCUAUAUGUAAAGGAAAAUAUCUUUAUAAGUGCCUCUGGAAGCAGGCACAAAGAAGGCAUCCCUCAAAUAUUAAUUCUGCUGACUAGUGGAAAAUCAAGGGACAGCAUUUCUGAAGCAGCCUCUGCUUUAAAAAAAAGUGGGGUGUUAAUAUAUGGAAUAGGAGGAAAGUACUCAGACUCUUAUGAAUUACAUACAGUUUCUUCUGAAAAUAAAGUGCUUUCAUUGGCUGACUUCAGUGAAUUACCAAAAAUCCAGACACAGCUAUUAGAAGCAAUGAAAGCCAUUCCAAGUUACAACAAAAAGGAAUUCAUAGCUGAGAGAGAAAGACAGAGAAGAGAUGUUGUCUUCCUAAUGGAUGGAUCAGAUGGAAAUAGGAAUGGGUUCCCAGCAAUGAAAGAGUUUGUGCAAAGAAUGGUGGAGAGAUUGGACGUAGCUGAGAACAGAGUUCGUGUUUCUGUUGUCCAGUACAACAAAGACACAGACGUCCAUUUCUAUCUAAACACAUACACAAAAAAGGAAGACAUUCUUGAACGUGUCAGAGAUCUGAGGCACAAAGGAGGCAGACCCCUCUACACGGGGGCAAGUCUCCAGUACGUCAGAGACAAUGUCUUUACUGCCUCCUCCGGCAGCAGGCGGCUGGAGGGGGUGCCUCAGAUACUGAUCCUGCUUAGUGGGGGAAGGUCAUUUGACAGUGUCGAUGCAGCAGCCUCCUCUCUGAAAGAGCUUGGCGUUUUGAGCUUUGGAAUAGGAUCGAGGGGCUCUGAUAGCAGAGAAUUGCAGAGAAUUUCAUACGACCCCAAUUAUGCUCUGACCGUGUCCGACUUCAGUGAGCUUCCAAAAGUCCAAGAGCAGCUGCUGGCCACUGUCCAGGCUGUUCCAAUUCCCAUCACUUCAACGAAUUGCAGAUUCAUACCAACCCAAUUAUGCUCUGACCGUGUCCGACUUCAGUGA